This is a messenger RNA of Acanthoscelides obtectus, 437 nucleotides long. The record is from the annotation of a GenBank genome assembly. Lineage: Eukaryota; Metazoa; Arthropoda; Insecta; Coleoptera; Chrysomelidae.
GGGAAAUUUCCUAUUAAUGGAUCUACGAUGCUCAAAAUAUGUUUUGUGAGAGUAUCAGCGUCACAUUUUUCGGGAUUCAUAUAAUUCCAAAAACGUUCUACUGGUUCGCUGUUAAAUGCGUAUCUGAAAAUUGUUACCAGUUGGGUUUCCCCCGAAAUGUCCGUUGUUUCAUCUGCUAUUAUCGCCAAAUACGAGGCUCUGUUAAUCUGUUUUAUUAUUUCUUCAUGACAAACUUCAAGAAUACAAUCCAGUAGAUCGUUUUGUAUUUCUUUCGAAGUUCCUUUAAAUAUUGAAGCAUUUUUUAUGUAACGUACCUGCUUUUUGUAACAGUAUCAUUAUGAAUCUAACUGAGCUCUGAUGUUAAUAGUACCCAAUAAAGCCAUUUCAAUCGAAUUAUGAAGAUAUGUUUUAGAGUUUUCAUGCUUCUUAAUUUUUUC